AGCCGGCUACGUUGGCAAUAUGGCGUCCUCAGAUGUCCACGUCCGAAUAUGCGAACAAGAAAUACUCAAAUAUGACCUGGAAAUCAAGGCUCUCAUCCAGGACAUUAUUGAGUGUCCAGGACCUCAGAGCAAGCUGACAGAAGUAAACGCUGAAGUGAAGAAGAGUUUCCACAACCUCAGACAAAGGAUUCAGGACUUUGAGCAGAUGGCAAUGGAGCAGGACAGAGAGUCAGACAAACAAGCUUUGCUCAGCCAGGUCGAGGGACACAAAAAACAGAUGUUGAGUAACCAGACAGCCUGGAGGAAAGCCAACCUGGCCAGCAAACUCUCCAUCGACAACAUGGAAAAGCAGGCACUUCUCAGUGGAUCUGAUAGCGCUGUGAGGCAGAGGAAGAUGACCAAAGAGGGCCUGGCCCAGACAACCAGUGACAUAACGGAAAAUCUUAUGAACAUCAGCCGGAUGAUGGCUCAGCAAGUUCAGCAGAGUGAGGAGACCAUAACGUCACUAGCAACCUCGUCGAGAACAAUCCAGGAGACGAAUGAGGAGUUUAAGACCAUGACGGGAACCAUUCAGCUCGGGAGAAAACUCAUCACCAAGUACAACCGCAGGGAGCUGACUGAUAAACUGCUCAUCUUCCUGGCGUUGGCGCUCUUCCUCGCCACCGUGCUCUACAUCCUCAAGAAGAGACUGUUCCCCUUCCUAUAAACCAGGUACCUCUGAGGAGCUCUCCCAUUAAAACACUACAGUACUUUCCAUAGUCAACGCAAACGAUUUACACAACCCUGAACGCUGCUUCUCAUGUUACACUCGAGUGUCUGCUCGGUGGAAUGUGGACUGCUCACUUGACUGAACUGUGAUGCUGCUGAGAGUGAAAUAUUGUCCGCAAAGAGGAAGGUAAACUUGCGCACCUAUAGCUUAUGCAGCGUUUUAUUUAUUUACAUGGUUUUUAAUUUGUCACACUGAAGGAAAAAAAUCAUUCUUCUGGGAUAGAGGGUGCAAACUGUGUCAGAAGUCCAUCUUUACUUGAGUGCCGGUAAUGUAAAACAGAUUUUUACAUGUGACACAGCGAGUAAUUUUUAGGGUUUUUGAAAAGUAAUAGAGAGGAAUGUGGUAGCAGCAUUUCAGGAAAAUGUGAUGAUCACGGGAAAAAAAUAACUUUAAUUGGCAUAUCUGUUGUUAAUUAAUAUUAUAGUAUACAAUACUAUUAAUUGCUGUUGCUCAAUAGGAGCAUGAAAUGGCACCGUAGCAUCUUUGGGAUCAAUAGUAUGACUGAACACGUCGGUGUAACAGUCAUACAGUUUCCAUUAAUGGUACCUUUUUUUUAAUCAUCCAAUAUCAUAUAAUCACUGUGCAAACUUUCUUGUGAAAAUGCUAUUUAUGGCCGUAUACUGUAUAAUUACUGUAUGGUGUAAUUUAUAACUGCAUAAUGAUGCUAUUUUUAAAUUAUAGAACACUGAAAAUGCUUUUUUAGCUUUAAUAUGAUUCAGGCCCAACUGCACUCACUCAGUUUGUGUUUCACUGGCUGGACAGCACUAGUACUGUGUACGUGCACUCACAAUUGUCCCCAUGUUUUAUUCAGUCAGCAUGUAAAGCAAAAACAAAAAACAAAAGAAACCCUUUAUUAAGUGUGAGAGUCCUGCUCCAUCUCUGCUCGUGUCUAAGCUCGGCUCUGAGGCUGCAGCAGAGCAGAAAAGCUCAGAAAAGGAGUAGCAGUGUUCACACUGGCAGAGAUAGAACAGCAUGCAUCCCUGCCUUUCUUCAGAUAAGACCCGGAAAAGCAGAUUAUUCCGACCCGUUUCCCUCUCCCUUUCCAGUGUGGGUGGAGGGUGAGGGGGGAUAUUUUUAGGUUUGUGUGGCACUGUUAUCUGACGUUGCCUUUUCAACACCACGCAGGAGAGGGUGGCCAGAGGAGCUACAUGACCUUGCUACCCUUUCUGCAAUUGCCUGGCAUUGCCGUUUUGUUAAAUAUAUGUAAAUGCUGUCAGUAUUGAUUAUUAAUAAACACAAAGGCUUCUGAUUUGGUGUUUCAAA
Messenger RNA from Stegastes partitus (bicolor damselfish), 2032 nucleotides. RefSeq names its product vesicle transport protein SEC20. Lineage: Eukaryota; Metazoa; Chordata; Actinopteri; Pomacentridae. Gene Ontology annotation, cellular component: SNARE complex; endoplasmic reticulum. Gene Ontology annotation, biological process: retrograde vesicle-mediated transport, Golgi to endoplasmic reticulum. The record is from RefSeq and is a predicted model, not a curated record. The coding region runs from base 20 to 706 and encodes 228 amino acids. Gene Ontology annotation, molecular function: SNAP receptor activity. The transcript has 6 exons.